AUGCUAGUAAUUGCUUCAUCUUUUAUUUUUCAGGCUGAUCAACUUACAGAAGAGCAGAUUGCCGAAUUCAAGGAGGCAUUUUCGCUCUUUGACAAGGAUGGAGAUGGCACCAUCACCACCAAAGAGCUGGGCACAGUCAUGCGCUCUCUGGGCCAGAACCCCACAGAGGCGGAGCUGCAGGACAUGAUCAAUGAAGUGGAUGCCGAUGGAAAUGGAACGAUAGACUUCCCAGAGUUCCUGACCAUGAUGGCCAGGAAGAUGAAGGACACAGACAGUGAGGAGGAGAUCAGAGAAGCAUUCCGUGUCUUUGACAAGGAUGGCAAUGGAUACAUCAGUGCUGCUGAGCUGCGCCAUGUGAUGACAAACCUUGGGGAGAAGCUGACUGAUGAGGAGGUGGACGAAAUGAUCAGAGAAGCAGACAUUGAUGGAGAUGGACAGGUCAACUAUGAAGAGUUCGUACAAAUGAUGACGGCGAAGUGAAGGCCUUGUACAGAUUUCGUAUAUAAAUAAUUUGCCUUUUUUUCUUUGUGUAAUUUAUCUGUAAAAUCUUAAUAGCCCCCCUUCGUCCCUGCCCCUUCUGCUGUCCAAAGGAACUGCAUGUAAACUGCAUAGGCUCUUGUCCCCAUGUCCCUUUCUUUUGCUGUCAUGGUGUUUUGGAGUGACGGAAUGGUCAUACAACCAGAUGCCUGUGGAGGCCCUUGGGAGCCGAAGAACUUCGAGUCUUCCCGUUUUGUGUGCUCGGGGCCCCUCUGCGCAUGGCGACAUUGGAAACCUGUCAGCUGGUUGUCACUUGGCAACACUGUUGGCAUGGAAACAAUGUAGAGGAGUUUAAACUCUGCAUGGACUACGGACAAAGUAUAUAUGGAAAUCUCUCAGCAUUGCACUACUGCAAAAAAAUGACACGGGUGUAUCUCCUAGGUACUCGUACAAACUCUUUUUGUAUCUGCUGUUCUAUAUACCAGAAAACGACUAAUCUUACCAUGCUUUUUAAUGUUUUACUCACUACUUUUACUUUUCUUUCUUUUUCUUUUUCUUUUUUUUUUUUUUAAAUGACCUCUGGUCAUGCCUCAAAUAAUCCAUUCCAAGUUGUAUAUUUUUGUUUUCCAAUAAAAUGUACAAUCUACCCGGA
Acanthopagrus latus (yellowfin seabream) is the source of this 1129-nucleotide messenger RNA. RefSeq names its product calmodulin 2a (phosphorylase kinase, delta) (gene calm2a). The record is from RefSeq and is a predicted model, not a curated record. Gene Ontology annotation, molecular function: calcium ion binding. Lineage: Eukaryota; Metazoa; Chordata; Actinopteri; Spariformes; Sparidae. The transcript has 5 exons. Bases 1 to 480 code for a protein of 159 amino acids.